Python bivittatus (Burmese python) is the source of this 2917-nucleotide messenger RNA. RefSeq names its product methyl-CpG binding domain protein 3 (gene MBD3). Gene Ontology annotation, cellular component: nucleus. NCBI's taxonomy places the organism in Eukaryota, Metazoa, Chordata, Lepidosauria, Squamata, Pythonidae. Gene Ontology annotation, molecular function: methyl-CpG binding. The record is from RefSeq and is a predicted model, not a curated record. Gene Ontology annotation, biological process: negative regulation of transcription by RNA polymerase II; DNA methylation-dependent constitutive heterochromatin formation.
CAGCAAGUAGCAGCAAACAAACCACCGCAGUCCUGGCUGGGAGGGACCUUGGAGCAAGCAGGCAGGCAGGAGCCAGAGGAGGAGGAGGCUGGCUCGAACCAGAUCCAGACAUCGUGGAAGCAAUGGAUCGGAAGAGGUGGGAGUGCUCAGCUCUCCCGCAGGGAUGGAAAAGGGAAGAAGUGACCAGGAAAUCGGGGCUCUCUGCUGGCAAGAGUGAUGUCUAUUAUUAUAGUCCAAGUGGGAAGAAAUUCCGCAGCAAGCCUCAGCUGGCGCGUUACUUGGGCAACUCCAUGGACUUGAGCACAUUUGACUUCCGAACAGGGAAGAUGCUAAUGAGCAAGGUGAACAAAAACCGGCAAAGGAUGCGCUAUGACUGUUCAAGCCAAACCAAGGGUAAACCUGAUCUAAACACCACGCUUCCUGUCAGGCAGACAGCUUCAAUUUUUAAACAACCAGUCACUAAGAUCACAAAUCAUCCCAGCAAUAAAGUGAAGACUGACCCCCAAAAGGCAGUUGACCAACCCCGACAGCUCUUCUGGGAAAAGAAACUAAGUGGCUUAAAUGCCUUCGAUAUUGCAGAGGAGCUGGUGAAAACAAUGGACCUUCCAAAGGGUUUGCAAGGUGUGGGACCUGGAUGUACCGAUGAGACCCUCCUUUCGGCCAUUGCCAGUGCCUUACAUACCAGCACAAUGCCCAUCACUGGACAGCUUUCUGCUGCUGUUGAGAAAAACCCUGGGGUCUGGCUAAACACUUCUCAGCCUCUCUGCAAAGCCUUCAUGGUGACCGAUGAAGACAUCAGGAAGCAGGAAGAGCUGGUUCAGCAAGUGAGGAAGAGGCUAGAGGAAGCAUUGAUGGCUGACAUGCUUGCUCACGUGGAAGAGAUAGCAAGGGAUGGUGAGACCCCUGUAGUAAAGGGUAAUGAAGAGGAGGAGGAGGAGGAAGAGGAGGAAGAUGGUGAUCAUGGACAGGAGAUGGAGAAUGUAUAGUCCAGGGUGUUUCUCUCAAGAACUAGCCUGCACUCGAUCCACACAGAGGCAAGUGCAUCUUCAGAAUGUUGUGCACUAACUGUACCUGCGUGUGUGAACAUGUUUGGCCUCGGUUCACAAGAAGCUGAAGGGACCAGUCAGACUCUCUGUAGUUUGAAGAAGGACUUACUGAACCCAGUUUUUUUUUUCCUCUGCCCCCCUCAUUUUUUUCCUAAAAGUAUCACAGGGCAAUAGAGGAAUCAGAAAGGGUAUUCAAGAAUUGUGAACAUAAUCCCUUCAUCUUAUUCCCAGACUAGCAACUGAAACAGGUUUCCCAAGUCUCUUUCUGAUAGUGUCUGCACAUGCCCUAAACCAAUUAUCUCUUGGCUUAACCCGCAGAGAUGACAUGAAGAACUUCUUUUAAAUUUUCUCUGCCUAUUUGAAGUCACGUAUAACAAAAUAUAUUUGGUGGUAUAGCUAAUCCAUCCCACUUGCAAAAUCUUGCUGUGGGAUCUUCAUUUUCUUAUCUGGUUUUUGAAUUCGGGUUAAUUUGAUUUGCUUUUUAAAAAAAAAUCCCACCAAUAGAAGGUGCCUUCUCAUGUGGGGCUGGGAAACAGCCCCUGGAGCUAUUAUAGAUCCAAGCUUUGAUCAAAAUUCCCUUCUUCUAAAUGAAUAUAACAUGACAAAGAACUAUAAUUCAUGCAGAGCUUUAUGAGCACAAAUCAUUGUAGAAAGAAUAUUGAAUGGUGACAAUAAUUACCAGUCAGAGAAAAUGUAACCAAAAGGUGCUGUAUGAGGUUUUUACACCUAUUGAAAGAAGGGAUUUCUUAGUGCUAUUGACCUCCUCUUGUUUGUUUUAUAAUUGAUAUGGUUACUGGGGGAAGGGUUGCCUUUGUCUCAUAUAAUUAAAUGCUUUUCAGAAGUAGUAGUAUUAGAUUGCUAACAUAGUUGAGGAGAAGCGAGCAAACCAAGCCAGUUGUAAAUGACACAGAAUUUGCCUUAAUGUGUUCAGCCUCAGCUGGGAAUGGGUUAUCAUGAAUAUUAGAGCAUAGAAACACAAACAAGACCACCUUUGCCUCUUGCUUGCUUACAUAUGCAUACUGUCUCUGAAUAACUGUCAUCAGCAAGACAUUAAAUCUUCAGUAAUGGAUUUUAAAUUUACUUACUUUAAAUUUACUAAAAUUCAUUCAGCAGAGUUUCAGGAUUAGAUGAGAGUGCUACAUCUCUUUUAAAAAAAAAAAAACAACCAGGGCUGAUGGAAACCCCGUCAUAAAUUCCUGGUUAGAUUUUAUGUAUUUUGGAAAUGUGGGGUGUAUGUAAUCCCCAGAGUUAGACAUGUGAUCUUGGAGCCUGUAACUGGGGCCUAAAACAGCUCUUCUCAUUUUGGACUUUAUAAAAGAAAUGCAGGAUUUUGGUCCAGUAGUCUUUAUUUAAUUAUUUUCAGAUUUUUGAGUAUUUGGUUGAAAUCCAUCAUGUAUAUCUCUCUUCUGCUCUUGCAUGCACAUAAGAGUUAGUCCCUGCUUGGUUACUUUUCUUUGUUUAUUUGCAGCAAUUUCUCAGCAUAUAAUUCCUAGUAAAUAUCACAAAUGAUUCCUUUAAGCUUUUUAUGUUGCAGAAUCAUGUUGCAAGCUUAAGUCAUGUUGGGAUGAAACUGCAACUAACGCGCAAAUGUGUUAAAGCCCUGUUGAAAAGGAAACAGAGUCUGGCUCUCUUCACAGCAUCCUCAAGCCAGCUUGAUGCAUUUCUUUCCUUUUUAGAAGAAACAAAUGAUUUGAUAGUGUGGUGUUCAGUCAAUUUUUAGAAAAUUCUUUAAUCCUUUGUCUUUCAAAUACACACUCAUCACCACUGUCGCCACCUUACCACUAAUAUGUACCUUAACUGUAACAGUAUCUUAAUGUACAGUCUUGUUGGGGAAUAUUAGUUUUGUAAUAAAAUGUUUUUCAUACAUUUAA